This is a messenger RNA of Solanum dulcamara, 3260 nucleotides long. RefSeq names its product receptor protein-tyrosine kinase CEPR1. The transcript has 2 exons. Gene Ontology annotation, biological process: protein phosphorylation. Gene Ontology annotation, molecular function: receptor serine/threonine kinase binding; ATP binding; protein kinase activity. Bases 15 to 3011 code for a protein of 998 amino acids. NCBI's taxonomy places the organism in Eukaryota, Viridiplantae, Streptophyta, Magnoliopsida, Solanales, Solanaceae. The record is from RefSeq and is a predicted model, not a curated record.
CAUCAAGCACCAAAAUGUUCCUAUCAAUCUUCCCAUUUAUAUAUUUCUUCACCACAAUCUCCUCUACCACAACCAAAAAAAUAACCACUUUAAUCUCCUUCCUCUCUAGGGGCAAAGAAAAAAAAAGGCAAUUUAAUACAAUGACUAUUCAGAAAAUUAUCACCCUUGUGUUAUUUUUUCUUACCUUGUCCACUUUUGUUCAAGGUGACCAAUCUCAGUUCUUUGCACUAAUGAAGAAGUUUGUCACAGGGAAUUCUUUGUCUAAUUGGGAUAUUGGAAAACCAAUUUGUCAAUAUAAAGGAAUUGGCUGUGAUGAACAGGGGAAUGUUAUCAAAAUUAAUGUGUCAAGUUGGUCUUUAUCAGGCCAAUUUCCUAGUGAUGUGUGUAGUUAUUUGCCAAGAUUGAAAAGUCUUCAUCUUGGUCACAACAAUUUCCAAGGUGGUUUUCCUAGGUACAUCACUAAUUGUUCUUUUUUGGAAGAAUUGAACAUGACUAAAACAUCACUUACAGGACAAAUUCCUGACUUGUCACCGUUGUUAUCUUUGAAACUACUUGAUCUUUCAAGUAAUCUAUUGACAGGGGAUUUUCCUUUGUCAAUUAUUAAUCUCACCAACUUAGUCAUCCUGAAUUUCAACGAAAAUCGUCAUUUCAAUCCGUGGCGAUUGCCAGAAGACAUUUCCAGGCUUACAAAACUAAAGUGGAUGAUUUUGACAGCCUGCAAUAUGCAUGGGACAAUUCCAGUAUCAAUAAGUAACAUGACAUCUCUUGUUGAUCUUGAAUUGAGCGGAAAUCGCCUUGUUGGUAAGGUGCCUAAAGAAUUCGGGAAGCUAAAGAAUUUGAAACUCCUUGAGCUUUUUUACAACUUACUGGAUGGUGAAAUCCCCGCGGAGCUUGGGAACCUGACACAACUUGUGGACUUAGAUAUGUCAGCCAACAAUUUCACAGGGAAAAUUCCAGAGUCUAUAAGCCGCCUUCCUAAGCUGGAAGUGUUGCAGCUUUACCAUAACGCGCUUUCAGGAGAGUUUCCAGCAGAACUUGCUAAUUCAACAACCUUAACCAUCCUGUCUCUUUAUGACAAUCUCUUUACAGGACAAGUACCACAAAACUUUGGCCUUUCAUCAGCUUUGUUGGCAUUGGACUUGUCAGAGAAUCAAUUUUCUGGAAAGCUACCGCCUUUUCUGUGUAGUGGAGGUAAAUUGAGUUAUAUUCUUUUACUUCAAAACAUGUUCUCAGGUGAACUGCCUGAUGGCUAUGUGAAAUGUCAGUCUGUUCUUCGCUUUCGAGUGAAUUACAAUCAGUUGGAGGGAAGAAUACCACAGGAGCUUUUUACUCUUCCACAUGUUUCAAUUAUUGAUUUGAGCUAUAACCAUUUCAGUGGUCCAAUUCCAACAACAAUUGGAAGUGCUAAGAAUUUAUCAGAAUUGUUUAUGCAAAGUAACAAGCUUUCAGGUUUGCUUCCUUAUGAAAUCUCUGGAUCUUCUAAUCUUGUGAAGCUUGAUCUUAGCAAUAACCUCUUGUAUGGUCCAAUUCCUUCUCAAGUUGGUUACUUAAAAAGCCUCAAUUUGUUACUCUUGCAAGGUAACAAAUUCAAUUCUUCCAUCCCCGAGUCACUUUCUUCGCUUAAAUCUCUGAAUUAUCUUGACCUGUCUAGCAAUCUUUUGAUAGGAAAGAUCCCUGAAAGCCUUGGUGAAUUGUUACCAAAUUCCAUGAACUUGUCAAGCAACUUACUUUCCGGUCCUAUACCUCUUUUGUUCAUAAAGGGGGGUGUUUUGGAAAGUUUUUCAGGCAACCCGGGACUUUGUGUCCCUACCUCUCUGAACACAUCAGACACAAGUUUUCAAACAUGUUCACAUAGUUAUAACCAUAAGAAGAGAAACAACAUUGUUUGGGUUAUUGGGACAUCGGUGGGGAUAGUUAUUGUCGGAGUAGUCUUGUUUCUCAAACGAUGGUUUGGUAACAAAAAGGCGGUGAUGGAACAGGAUGAUCAUUCAUUGUCAUCAUCAUUUUUCUCCUAUGAUGUUAAGAGCUUCCAUCGAUUGAGUUUUGAUCAACGUGAAAUCUUUGAAGCUAUGGUUGAGAAGAACAUUGUUGGAUAUGGAGGGUCUGGAGCUGUCUAUAAGAUCGAGUUGAGCAACGGAGGAGUAGUUGCUGCAAAGAAGCUGUGGAGUCACAAACAUAAGCAUUCUGUUUCUGAGGAUCAAUUGGUUUUGGAUAAGGAACUUAAGACAGAAGUUGAGACUCUUGGUAACAUAAGGCACAAAAACAUUGUGAAAUUGUACUGUUAUUUCUCAAGUUUGGAUUGUAGCUUGUUGGUUUAUGAAUACAUGCUUAAUGGUAACCUUUGGCAUGCUCUUCAUGGUGGGAAAUUCGUGUUGGAUUGGCCUAUUCGUCAUCAAAUUGCACUCGGUAUAGCACAAGGAUUGGCCUAUCUUCACCAUGAUCUUAUGCCACCAAUUAUUCACAGAGAUAUCAAAUCCACCAACAUCCUCCUGGAUAUUGAUUAUCAGCCAAAAGUGGCCGAUUUUGGCAUCGCCAAAGUGUUGCAAGCUAGAGGAGGCAAGGAUUCCAGCACCACGGUCAUCGCAGGAACUUAUGGUUACUUGGCACCAGAGUAUGCAUAUUCUUCAAAGGCAACAACAAAGUGUGAUGUGUAUAGUUUUGGAGUUGUACUAAUGGAAUUGAUUACUGGAAAGAAGCCAGUGGAGCCAGAAUUUGGAGACAACAAGAACAUUGUUUAUUGGGUAUCAACAAAAGUGGAGACUAAAGAAGGUGCAUUUGAAGUGUUGGAUAAAAAAGUCUCAGAUUCUUUCAAGGAGGACAUGAUUAAGGUUCUACGUAUAGCUAUACGUUGUACGUAUAGUACACCAACACUUCGUCCUACCAUGAACGAAGUCGUUCAGCUGCUAAUCGAGGCAGAUCCUUGCAAAUUCAAUUGUUGCAACAUGUCAAAUAAGAAGAAUGACACAAAAGAAGUGAUCAAUAAGACACCAAAGAGCAUAUAUGAAUUGUGAAUAUUAGUAUAUCAAAUUAGUAUAAAGGUAUAUAAAAUAUAUGAGUACUGAGAUAUUACACCCCCAAGAGAAUCACUCUUUAUGUUUUCUAAUAAAUGGUACUCUAUUAGUAUAUAGAUUCUCCAAUUAGUGUUACUUUGCACUUAUUAUUUUUGGCCUGUUGUAAGUAUUUGGGAAUUUUAUGAUAUACAACAGCUUUAUUGUAACGCAUAGAAUAUUUGUAUUAUGGAGUUCUUGUUGGAUAUCCUA